Molecule: messenger RNA, 4032 nt
Organism: Eurytemora carolleeae
Lineage: Eukaryota; Metazoa; Arthropoda; Copepoda; Calanoida; Temoridae
Product: sushi, von Willebrand factor type A, EGF and pentraxin domain-containing protein 1
Exons: 18
Coding region: 162-3710 (1182 amino acids)
Molecular function (GO): calcium ion binding
Source: RefSeq, a predicted model, not a curated record
UCCUAGUAUAUAGUUCUACUCCGCACCUAGGCAUCACCUGUUCAAUUUUACCAGAUUUGUGAGAGAAAAACUUCCUGUAUUGUUAUUUUUGUACGGUGUGAGGACACAAAGUCAAGUGUUGCACUUUAUAAAGACUACUGCAGUGAUCAAAUGUUGAUAAAAUGCCGAUCUUGAUGCAGAAGAUUGCUCUGUGCCUGGUUCUGCUUUACUUCUGUAAUAUAUCAACAGGAGAGGAGCAGGAGUAUAGAUAUGUUCUGUAUGAUGAAGAUAAAGCUGAAUAUACAGAUUACCAGGAGUAUAACCGAACCUCUGAUGUACAGGGAGGAUACGGGGAUUACUAUGAUUACGAUUAUGAAAAGCGAGAUAAAGAGCAGGUAGAUGACCUAGGGUUGAAUGAACAGGAUGGAGUUACCGAAUCUUACUCAGGGUCUGGAUUAGAGCAGGAGGAGGAGUCAGAACCUCAGGAGACUAUCAACCCAGUUCAUGACAAACCUCCUGGAGUAUUUAGCCAACCUGGAGAAGAAGGAGAAGAAGGAGAAGAAGAAGGAGAAGGAGGAGAAGGAGAAGAAGGAGAAGAAGGAGGAGAAGGAGGAGAAGGAAAAGAAGGAAAAGAAGGUAUAGAAGUUGAAAAUAAAGAGGAAGGUAGAAGAGGUAAUGAGGAUCAAGAAAUAAAAGAGAAUGAAAAUGAACACGGAGAACCAGAGAUUGAUAUUUUUGAAACUUCGGGAAUACAAGAAGAUGAAAUUACUGAAGAAGAAAUGAGAACUGAAGAAACAGAUUAUACACAAAAUCAAGAAGUAGAAAAGGAAAAUGACCGGAGAAGAGAAGAAGAAGAAGAAGAUGAUUACACUGAAAACCAAAAUAAAGAAAACGAAGACCAAAGAAGAAGAAAAGAAGAUGAAGGGAAAAAUCAGAAGAAUGAAGAUAAAGAAUACGAUUAUGAUUACUCAGAGAAGAAUCAAAAUAACGAGGAAACCAGAGAUUCUGAAAGUGAUUAUAACGAGGAUGAAGAUAUGGAUACACUGUACAGGAACUAUGAAAUCCUAUCAGAGUUUUACCAGAAAUACUUCGUAGACCUGAGAAUCCUAGAUCUUACCUGUGAUCCUGUAUCCGUCCCAGCUCCGACUAUAAACAACGGCAGGGUUGCAAAAUAUACUGAGGUUGAUAAUAUCCUCCUACCAAAGAAGAAGUAUAGACAAGCAGUUUAUGAAUGUAACCGUGGCUAUAUAAUAUCAUCAAGGACCAGCAAUAGUCUGUUCUGUCAGGACUAUACUUGGACGGGGCUGGAGCCGGAAUGUGAGAAAUCUGAACUGGAAGACGAAUAUACUGUUCCACAGGGAGAAACCAAUCCCUCUGAGUGUGAUCCUGACUCCGGGUGUAAACAGGAGUGCAAGUUGGAGGAUGGAGAACCGGUUUGCUACUGCUCCCCUGGGUAUAGGAUGGAGAACGACGAGUGCCUCGACGUGGAUGAAUGUGAGAUUGAGAACGGAGAUUGUGAUGAAGAAUGCCAUAAUAAACCAGGAUCAUACAUUUGUUCAUGCCCAAGUGGUUUUGAGUUGGGCGAGGACGGUCACAGAUGUUUGGAUGCAAACGAAUGCCGGGCAAACAACGGGCAUGGUCCCUGUCAGGAUAUCUGUGUCAAUGUUGAAGGGUUCUACUACUGUGAGUGUGGAGGUAUACCUGGAACCAGGCUGUCAGCUGACCAGCAUACCUGCGAGGUUGUUAACCUCUGCCUGGAGAACAAUGGAGGAUGCUCUCACUCCUGCCUCAGUGUCAACGGGCAAGCCUUCUGUAGCUGUCCUUCAGGCUUUGAGUUGGGAGAUGAUUGGAAGACUUGUAGAGAUAUCAAUGAGUGCAGAACCACGGAGAAUAUUUGUCCUGGAGAAUGUUUCAACACGGUUGGAACCUUCUCCUGUAGUUACUCAUGUCCGGAUACACAUAUAUACAUAGACGGAGAAUGUAAACCUGGUUGUAAACCUGGAUCUGUUCUAGUAGAUGGAGACUGUAAACCAACCUGCAAAGACGGAUAUAUCAGAGUAGAGAAUAAGUGUGUAAAGUCUUGUUCUCCAGGUUAUAAACUAGACGGAAGCCAGUGUAUAGAGGACUGUGCAGACGGAGAGGUUCUCAAAGAUGGAGAAUGUGUAUCCGUCUGUCAACCUGAUGUGUGUGGGAUGGGAGUAUGUGAGGAGGAUGGAGAAAAUUACAAGUGUAUCUGUGAUCCUGGAUAUGUAUUCUCUCAAGGAACCUGUGAAGAUCUGGACGAGUGUAUUGGGACGGAUUCUCUAUGUCCUAAAGGUGACUGUGUAAACACGGAAGGAUCUUUCUACUGUCACUGUAAAGACGGGUACAGGAAUGAUAACGGUGUGUGUGUUGAUAUAAACGAGUGUGAAGAAGGAGUAGUUUGCUCUCAAGAAUGUGUAAAUUCUCCAGGUUCAUACGAGUGCAAGUGCUGGGAGGGAUUCACACUAAAUCCAGGUUCAGGAUCCUGCUCCGACAUCGAUGAAUGCAGUCUCCGUCCUUCCAUCUGUGAACAGGGUUGUGAGAAUCUUGCCGGAGGAUUUCAAUGCAUCUGUGGAUCUGGUUUCCAACAGGAUUCAGCAGAUAAUACUAAAUGUUUAAGAGCUGGUUGUCAGCCCCUAGAUCCUCCUGAUGGAGGUAAACUCAAAUGUUCUCCAGGCCCUCUCAAAGUUGGCUCCACCUGUACUCUGUACUGUAAGAAAGGAUUUCUCCGUAAAGGCCGCGCCUCCCGGAAAUGUUUAGAGAACGGUGAAUGGGAAGAAGGAGCAGGAUGGUGCGAUGAGAGAAAGUGUCCUCCGAUUACUCCGAUGGAGAAUAUGAUUAUAUCUCCGACAGAUUGCAUGAUAGAUCGACAUGAUUUUCGUAAGAGAUGUAGAGCAAGAUGUGAGCCAGGUUUUGUACUGCAGGGUACACAGAAUCUGAUCUGUGGUAAACGUGGUAGAUGGAUACAACGGGAGGGAUCUCCAUCCUGUUCUCCGGGUCCGACCAGUGUUCCUGAUACCCCUGAUCAGAUUUCUCCUCCACCACCACCUCCUCCGUCCCGAACUCCAACUCCAUCUCCUCAUCCUUCUCCGUAUAUAAUCUGCCCCCCAGAUAUUCUGGUUAAUCUUACAGAUGUAGUUCCACUAAGGAUUACAAUUCCAGCUCCGAAGACAAACAUGAACUGGGAGCAUGAAGUUAGAUCUGAACCUGAGUGGGCCAAACAUCUCUCGUUUCCAGUAGGACCCGGAGUACUCAACAUCAAGUUCUCAGCUUUCCAUCCUGGAUCCAACCAUAUAGCAAGCUGCAGAAUGUCGAUAAAAGCGAUAGACACCAAACCCCCGAGUGUUGAAAACUGUCCUAACUCAUUUACUGUCUUUCUAGAACCAGGAGAGGAUGAGAGGAAAGUGAACUGGGAUGAGCCUGAGUUCCAAGAUAAUGUUGGAGUUACGAGCGUACUCGCUUCACAGCUUCCAGGACAAAAUUUAGGCCUCGGCAGACAUGUCGUUAUUUACCAAGCUCUGGAUUCAGCUGGAAACAGAGAGAGAUGUGUAUUUAGUAUCAGGGUUGCAAACCUCUCCCCGGAGAUAGCAGCUCCGAACCCAACCUCAAGGAUCUGGGUACUCUGCAGAGUAGGGAACACAGGGAGACAUAUAAGGUUGCUGGUUUCAAGAGUUCCUCCAGGCUGCAGGAGAAUUAAUAUUCGUCCAUAAAUCUUUAAAAUUUGAACUUUCUAAAUCUGGAAUUCUGGAAGCUAGAAAAUUCAGGAGUUUUAGAAUCUCUAGAAACAAGAAAAAGUUCUUAAGUGUUUUUACCCAAAAAACUACCACGAACCACGAUAUCUGUAAAAAUUUCUGAUUUUUUUAACCAGGAACCUCCAAUAGUAUUCUUUUACUAUGUGCUUUGAAUAGUUUUAGAAUAAAUGUUAGUAUUUUUGUUAAAAAGAAGAAAACUUUCUAAAUCUGCUCUUUCCCACUUUAGUUUCCAGAUUAUGGAAAAAUGCAUUUCCAUAAAAUAAACAUAAAAGGCUUCCUU